Phytophthora sojae is the source of this 402-nucleotide messenger RNA. RefSeq lists its product as hypothetical. NCBI's taxonomy places the organism in Eukaryota, Oomycota, Peronosporomycetes, Peronosporales, Peronosporaceae. Gene Ontology annotation, molecular function: protein binding. Bases 1 to 402 code for a protein of 133 amino acids. The transcript has a single exon. The record is from RefSeq and is a predicted model, not a curated record. Gene Ontology annotation, cellular component: nucleus.
AUGGCUGAUCGGCUCUCUAGCGCAGAAGACGAGAUUACUAGAGCAAGUGCGAUCGCUUCACUACCAGAGGAUGAAGUGGAGGAAGAGCAGAACGAGGCUGCAGAGGAUUCUACCCCGCUCGCUUUGGAGUCAGGCAACAAUGUUGCAGUUCCUGUCAGUGGUGACAGCGGUAGCAGCGCACAUGACACGACCGCUAGCACUCCUCCAAGUGUAGAGGAGAAGAGUCAAUACGGCCUCCAAGUGCUGAAGCGUAUUGAGGAAAAGUUGUCAGGCACCGUGACGGAAAUGGCCCAGGCUCCCCCAGUGCUGACUGUCGAGCAACAAGCGUCGUGGCUUAUCGACGAGGCCACGAAAACAGACAACCUGUGUGUCAUGUACGAAGGCUGGACGCCGUGGAUUUAG